Aspergillus japonicus CBS 114.51 is the source of this 711-nucleotide messenger RNA. RefSeq lists its product as uncharacterized. Lineage: Eukaryota; Fungi; Ascomycota; Eurotiomycetes; Eurotiales; Aspergillaceae. Bases 256 to 486 code for a protein of 76 amino acids. The record is from RefSeq and is a predicted model, not a curated record. The transcript has a single exon.
CGGGCUUUCAUGCUGCAUGCCUAAGAUGGAAGCAGCCACCGUGCACUGCACAGUGAAUGAAUGAAUGAGAGAAAGAUGAUGUGGGUGGUUACCUGCCCGGCCACUACCUCCGAGCGUAGUCAACCUUGGAUCCAUCAACACCUCCGCCAUCGAGCUCACUUGGCUUCUUCCCAUCACAACCCACCCCAUCUAGUCACAUACAUUGGCCAUCUCGUCUAAGUUAUCAUCCGCAAUUACGAGCAGCUCGUCUCCAUCAUGCCUCCUGCGCAGGACCGUAACCCCGCCUCAGACGACAUCGAACCCAACCAGAAGAGUCAAUCCAAGUGGCUUAAGGACUCCGGCUAUGGCAACCUCUGGAAGCUUGGGCUCUGUUACGGCAAGAAGAUUUAUGAUCAGGAAGACCUCGAAGAGACCAAGGAGAUCCUGAAAGCUUUGAGAGAUAUGGACCAGGAAGAUUGGGAAGAGAGACAGGCUGAGAAAAAGUAGCAUGACUCCACAAGAAGGUGGACUGCGAUUUGCUGUAGUGGAGUAUGUUCAGACGCCCUUCAUUCUUGGGGGUCAGUGUGGUGCGAGGAAUACUGAUGUGGUUGAUUUAGUACUGCUUGUCGACUCGCUAGAGGUUGUAUUCACUGAAGGCAGGAGUGACACGGGAAUAUGUUUAUGUAGAGUGAUGGGAAAUGUCUCUUUGCAUCAUGUCAAGCUGGUUGAUGG